AAGCGGAAAGCGGAAGUGGCGGAAGUGAAGUUUUAGCCUCGCGGGAAUAUUUCUGGUCCCUUCGUGCGUUUUUAUAGUUGGUGGAAGAACCAAACAACAUUGACAUAUAAACUGACGUUGAGUAAGGAUUAACCUUCUCUCAGAUUUUUGAAGGCACUUUAAAUACACGUGCGUUUUUCUUUUUUUUGUUCUGGGCUUAGCAUUAAGUUUAGCUUUUUUGUUAGCCGCUAAUGGUGUUGAGAUAGCCGCUACAGCUGCAAAGUAGCCUUACUUUGGAUAAUAUAGUCAACAGCUAGUUUAGGCUGCGACUUUCAGAUAAAAAUGGCGGAUCAUAUGGACGGUGACCUGGAAGAUGGAGAAAUCUCCGGUUCCAACUCGGAUAAUGAGAUGGGUACCGCUGCAGCUGAACAUGCCCGACCCCAGGUUUCUUCAGUUUUUAGCGGGCAGUCCUUCCAAAGCACAGCUUCUUACCGCAUUAACAAUAAGACGGUGGAUUCAAGCAACAGCGACUCAGAUUCGUCAGAUGAUGAGGCAACAGUCUGGCGCCGAAAGCGGCAGAAAGUUACCAACGCUCCGCAACCGACUGCAUGCAACUCCCUGCGAGGGCCGACGCCUAUGCACGCCACCGGCGCACCGGGAAGCCGCAAGGUGAACAACAUAUGGGGCUCUGUGGUCCAAGAGCAGUGCCAGGAUGCUGUAACUGCAGAGCUUGGCAUAUUUGGCAUGGAAGGGGUUGACAUGUCCAGCAGAAAUGUGGAAACAUACAACUUUGUCUUGGCUCGUAAGAUGAUGGAAAAGGACAGAGAGAUGGAGAAGCAGUCACAGCAAGUGAAGGAAGAAGGAGAAGUUAGUAUGCUGGAUGCUGAGCUGGAGGACUACAUGAAAAACCGGGGAUUGGAAGACAGAUCAGGGGGUGAUGCGAAGAGAAAAAGGCCAGUUAAAGAGAGACUGAGCACAGUCGCUGAGAUGGACGUCAAGGGUCGGUAUGAGAUCACAGAGGAUGAUCCGGAUGAGAGUGUGUCUGAUGAAAUAGCGUACAGACUAAAAGAGACCAAAAAAGAGCUGAUCGAGCGUGUUGUCAAAGUUAUUGGGAAGAAAAAAGCCAUAGAGUUGCUUGGAGAAACUGCCACGCUGGAGGAAGCUGGUGGUGUGUACACCAUGGAUGGCAGCAGGAGGCGGACGCCUGGAGGGGUGUAUCUCAAUCUUAUCAAGAACACACCCAGCAUCACCAAGACCCAGAUCAAGAAGAUAUUCUUCGAGGAACAACUAAAAGAGAACAAGAGCAGGAAAGCUGCCCAGAAGAGGAGGCGGCACAUGGUGGCUAAGAAGAUGAAGCAGGCCAUUGGGACGCUGAACCUGCAGGAGCAUGACGACGUCUCCAGGGAGACUUUUGCUAGUGAUACCAAUGAAGCCUUGGAGUCAUUAGAGGAGGCUGCGGAAGAAGAGGAAGAAGUUCAGGAGGAAGCUGCUGUGGGCACUGAGGAUUCAGUAGUAGUUUACAACUCCACAGAUCUGGAGGUUUUCUAAAAGCUGACUUGUUGUCUGGAGAAGAACUACUAUGACUAAGAUUAAAAUGGCACACAGAAAGCACUAUGAAUAAUAAAUAGUCACACUGUCCUUAUUUGUUUUUCUUUAUUAAAUGUGUUUUACAUCGAUCAUAAUGUAAAACAAAAGAAAUACUUCUGUUUAAAUUUGUUUUCACUUAUAGAAGGUUUAAUUUGUGAUUAUAAAUGGUGUCUAAGUCAAAUUUGAACUGAACAAGAUGUGUCUGAUUCCCAGUCUUUAAUGGUUUUCGUGACAAUGAGGUCUUGAUUUAAUAAAUUAGUGUGGCUGUAUCUUCAAAAUGAAUAAAGUAAGUGGUAAAAUUAUAAAAGAAAAACAAUAAGU
Melanotaenia boesemani (Boeseman's rainbowfish) is the source of this 1887-nucleotide messenger RNA. RefSeq names its product phosphorylated adaptor for RNA export (gene phax). Gene Ontology annotation, biological process: snRNA export from nucleus. Gene Ontology annotation, cellular component: nucleus. The record is from RefSeq and is a predicted model, not a curated record. The transcript has a single exon. Bases 322 to 1527 code for a protein of 401 amino acids. Lineage: Eukaryota; Metazoa; Chordata; Actinopteri; Atheriniformes; Melanotaeniidae.